ACAGCCAAAAUACGAACGGUGUGAACACGCCUAUCAAUUAUUUUGCAAGUAGCCACCACUUUAUCAAGUGAAGCUAUAAAUUGCCGAAAACUCCCAAAAAUAUAUCAGUUUUCGAUUAGCAUUACAAACGCGCAGUCCCGUAAAUUUAAACUUAAAUUUGUUAUGAUUUUAUUGCUAUUAAUAAUAACGGCAUUUGCACUCGCGCUUCUCUAUAUAAAAUGGACUUACACUUAUUGGCAACGCAAAGGCUUCCCUUAUUACGCGCCCAAAAUCCCCUUUGCCGUGUUAGAUGGCGUGCGGAAGCGUGAAGUUUCAUUGGGCAUGGCCGUUUAUGAUGUUUAUCGCACCACGAAGGACAAAGUAGUUGGUAUUUACCUAAUGACACGACCGGCUUUGCUUGUGCGCGAUGCUCAAUUGGCGAGAGAUAUUUUAGCGAAGGAUUUCGAAAGCUUUCACGAUCGUGGCAUACACGUAGACGAUGAAAAAGAUCCACAAUCGAGAGGUGGAAUUUUUUUUCUCAAAGGUCAGGAUUGGAAAAAUUUAAGGGGUAAACUGGCAGCCUCAUUCACCUCAGGCAAGUUGAAAGGCAUGUUCGGCAUAGUGGAAAAUGUGGCAGAUAAAAUGGUAAACUAUUUGAAUGAACAGCUGGCGGAAAGCGAUGUAAAAGAGUUCGAGAUGAAGCAUGUAAUGGGGACCUAUGCCAUCGACGUAAUUGCCUCGUUGUUUUUUGGUUUGGAAAUAAACAGUUUUCUUGAGCCAAAUAAUGAGAUUCUUAACGUUAGCCGGAAAGUCAAUGAGCCAACUUUUGGGAGUGUGGUGCGCGGGACGUGUCAAUUUUUGUAUCCUAGUCUGGAAAAGCUAUUCAUACGUAUGGGAUGGCGCGAAGAGGCGCCCAAUAUGAUGAGGCAGAUCGUAAAACGCACCAUAAAAAUGCGUGAGGAGCAGAAUAUCUCACGCAAAGAUAUGCUUCAGCUACUAAUGCAACUGCGCAACAAAGGCGAAAUUAGCGCAGAUGACAAUGACUGGUCCGCAAAUGCUGGAAAUGCAGAUGCAUCAAAACCCAUGUCCAUUGAAACCAUCGCAUCGAAUUUAUUCCUCUUCUAUGUAGCCGGUUUUGAGACGACUGCUUCCGGCAUUUCUUUCACUGCCUUUGAAUUGGCGCAACAGCCAGCUGCUUUGGAAAAAGUGCAGCGUGAUGUUAAGCAAGCGUUAGAAAAACAUGGCAAUAAAUUCACAUACGAAGCGAUACAAGAUAUGAAAUACUUGGAGUUAUGUUUGAUGGAAACUACACGCAAGUAUCCCGGCCUACCGAUUCUCAAUCGGCAAUGCACUCGCGACUAUCCUCUACCGGAUAGCAACUUGGUGAUCAAGGCGGGAACCCCAAUUAUUAUUUCGCUAUUUGGUUUGCAUCGUGAUGCCAACUAUUUUCCUGAUCCUAUGCUUUGGCAGCCAGAACGAUUUGUGAAUCAAAAUUAUGAUCCUGUUGCUUAUAUGCCAUUCGGUGCGGGUCCCCGGCAUUGCAUUGCACAACGUUGGGGAAAAGUUAUCGUAAAAAUCGCUUUAGCGAAACUACUUUUAAAUUUCAAUAUCGAAAUGAAUCCGGUACGAAAAGAACUCGAAAUGGCUAACUUUGGCGUAUCACUUUUAGCCAAAGGCGGUAUAAAUGUGCGUUUGUCGAAGAAGAAAGCAACCGUAGGCGCCUAAAUUAGACGUAAUUGGUUAAGGAUUUUUUAUUAUUUUAAAAUUUAUUAUUUUUUGUAUUAUUUAAAUAAAAUUUAAGUUUUGUGAAAUGAGUGUAAGCAUCGUUCUAUAUAAGGCAUACAAAAUGGAAUGGCGGCUAAUUGGAAUGAGCUGCAAUUGAUGGAGAAGUUCGUGGAGUUAUCGUUUCUCCCACCUAACGUGUUCGUCAAAUGGGUUUGCAGCAACGUCUGACAGCG
Molecule: messenger RNA, 1937 nt
Organism: Rhagoletis pomonella (apple maggot)
Lineage: Eukaryota; Metazoa; Arthropoda; Insecta; Diptera; Tephritidae
Product: probable cytochrome P450 6d5
Exons: 6
Coding region: 163-1704 (513 amino acids)
Molecular function (GO): oxidoreductase activity, acting on paired donors, with incorporation or reduction of molecular oxygen; monooxygenase activity; heme binding
Source: RefSeq, a predicted model, not a curated record